AUGAUGGAAGAAGGCGACGAUGUGCUCGAACACAUCAACAAGCUCAAGACGCUGGCGGAACAGCUAGAAGCGGUGGGGGCUCCAGUCUGCGAGGACGAUCUGGUGAUCACACUCCUCGGCAGCCUGAGUGACUCGUAUCAAUUCUUGAUCACAGCUUUGGAGUCGCGCUCAGACACUCUUAGCUGGGAGCUCGUGACGUCUCGACUGCUUCAUGAAGAAAUGAAGCGGAAGGAGCAAGGAAGUAAAGGUGAUGAAGCUUCGCAAGGUCAAGCGUUCAUCACAAGGGACAAUCAGCGCAAAGGGCGACCAGUGAAGAAGUCCUGGCCGUGCCACAAUUGCGGAAAGAUUGGUCACUGGAUGGCGGAGUGCCCCUCGCGCAUCCAAGAAAACACGGAGAGACACCGGCCACAGCGUGCUCAAGACAGCGGCGACCGCUAUCGAUCACAACGUGCAAACGUCGCUCAAGAAGAAGACUCGGGCGACUACCUCUUUUCGAUCGGUGAAACGACAUCUGCGAAAUCGAGCGACAUCUGGCUGGUCGACUCCGGGGCGACGCAGCACAUGACGUGCUCCAAGAAGUUCAUGCGGAACUACAAGGGGUUUGACGCUGUGGAUGUCCAUCUCGCGGAUGAUGGAAUCGUCCAAGCAAUCGGCAGUGGGGACAUUGUCAUGUCGAUGAAGACACCCCAAGGGAUGAAGAAAGGUGUGCUCACAAACGUGUGGCACAUCCCAAAGUUAUCCAGAAACCUGUUCUCGGUCGGCCGCUUCACCAAGGAUGUCGGCCCAGUGACGUUCACGAAGGAUGGGUGCUAUGGAGAAGCGAAAGGGACCAAGUGGAAAAUUGGUGCCCGUGAAGGUAAAGGACUGUUCAAGCUGCAAAUGACUCCAGUGGCGCCGGAACAAGCAAAUGCAGCCAAGUCGUCGGGAUGUCAAGGGGGCACCAAGUCGUACCUCUGGCACCUUCGGCUUGGCCACAUAGGUCACGAUGGACUCAAUUGCAUCGUGACGAAGAACAUUGGAAUUGGCAUCGACAUAUCUUCGGUGAAGAAGUGGGACGUGUGUGAAGGUUGUGCUCUGGGAAAACAGACUCGAGUGCGCUUCCAAUCAAACACUACAGCUCGCACCUCCAAACUCCUCGAAGUGAUUCACAGCGACGUAUGCGGACCGAUGUCGAUGGCAACUUUCAGUGGAAAACGGUACUUCGUGACAUUCAUUGAUGACAAGUCAAGAUACUGUGUCGUCUAUCUGCUCAAGAGCAAAUCUGAAGUUGCGGCGAAGUUCAUGGAAUACGCUGCGAUGGCCGAAACGCAAACCGGAAAGCGCGUGAAGUACCUUCAAAGCGACAAUGGGGGUGAAUACAAGUCCGACAAGCUGGCACGAUUCUGCGCGGAACGGGGAAUACAACAAAGGUUCACACCCCCAUAUACUCCUCAGCUAAACGGAGUAGCUGAGAGAAUGAAUCGCACGCUGGUCGAGUGUGCGCGUUGCAUGAUGGAACACGCUGGACUGGGAAAGAGCUACUGGGGUGAAGCAGUGAUGACGGCGAUGUUUCUUCGAAACCGCUGUCCAACACGUGCCAUUCACCAAGACAAGUCUCCAUAUCAAGUGUGGACGAUGAAGAAACCGAUUCUGGCCAACCUUAAAGUGUUUGGAUGCCACGCGUAUGUUCAAGUGCCUCAAGACAAACGCGCGAAGUUCGACUCCAAGUCAUCACUCUGUCGUUUCCUGGGAUACGCCGAACACCAGAAGUCAUAUCGAUUUGAGGAAGUGUCAACAGGAGCGAUCAAGAUCAGUCGCGAUGCCACAUUCAUGGAAGACAAGUUUGAUGAAGGUCCGCGCAACUACAACGAUGAGUCAAGUGUCGUUGAGUUUGAUGAUCAUGAUGAGGACGAAGAAAAAGAAGAAGGUAAAACUGACGACGACAUGGACUCGAGCGACGAUGACAACGAAGACACCAGGUCUUCGAAGAGCAACAUCAAGAGACACACGCGCACUCAAUCACUUGAGAAAGCUACCGUCAUUCCAAGUCCCAAGCGAAGAACGUACAGAUGUCCGUCGCUUGAGCAUGUGUCAGCGGCUGCAAUGGAUUUUGAAGCAGCCUACAUCGUUGAUUCAGUGGGGGAAACGCCGACUACAUUCAAGUCGGCGAUGGAAUCAAGCGACUCCGGCAAGUGGAAAGAAGCGUGUGACUCGGAGUUCGACUCGCUUCAGAGAAACGACACGUGGGAAAUCGUGCCUCUUCCGAAAGGUCGCAAGGCCAUCGGGUGCCGAUGGGUUUUUCGUGUAAAGGAGAAUCAAGAUGGCGAAGUUGAACGUUUCAAGGCAAGACUUGUGGCCAAAGGAUUCUCACAGAAAUUCGGAGUUGACUAUGAAGAAACUUUCGCACCGGUGGCCAAGUUCACAUCGAUUCGUGUGGUGCUCAGUAUGGCGGCUAAGUACGGCCUAAUGCUACAUCAGAUGGACGUCAAGACAGCGUUUCUUAACGGCUCCCUCAACGAAGACAUCUACAUGGACCAGCCGGACGGAUACCUGGAUGCAACACAGCCGGACUAUGUGUGCAAGCUAAAGAGAUCACUCUACGGCUUGAAGCAAUCGCCUCGCAUGUGGAACCAAACAAUCGAUGGGUUCAUGAUCAAGAUGGGAUUCAAGAAGUGCGAAUCGGACCACUGCAUCUAA
Molecule: messenger RNA, 2676 nt
Organism: Peronospora matthiolae
Lineage: Eukaryota; Oomycota; Peronosporomycetes; Peronosporales; Peronosporaceae
Source: the annotation of a GenBank genome assembly